CUCGCAACUAACAUAUACAUAGUGAUUCCAUUGACACGUCAUGGGUCUCUUGUUCUCUAUCCCCCUCGCUGGUCCGCUGGGGACCAUCGCAGCAUCAUGUCUCGGAGGUCUUGCAUUUUGUUUCACUUCAACAGCUGCGUCCAUGUUUUGCAAGUCUUGUAACUGCAACUCCUCGAUUGCGACGAGAGUCGGCUUCGCAAUGAUCUUUAUUUUGAACUCCCUGCUAGCAUGGCUCAUGAAGACUCCAUUCGCAAUCCGCAAGAUUGAGCAAUGGAGUUAUGACUACAUAAAGAUGGACUGCGAUGAGGGCAAGUGUUAUGGUGUUCUUGCGGUCCAUCGUAUUUGUUUCGCCUUAUCUCUAUUCCAUGCGAUCUUGAGCUUGUCUCUCAUUGGUGUCAAAGAGUCCAGGGAUAAACGCGCCGCAAUACAGAAUGGCUGGUGGGGUCCAAAGGUUCUGCUGUGGAUGUUGCUCGUCGUAGUUUCGUUCUUUAUACCGAAUGGAUUUUUCAUGUUCUGGGGCAACUACGUUUCUCUUAUAGGUGCCACCAUAUUUAUCCUCCUCGGUUUGGUUCUCCUCGUCGACUUCGCCCACUCAUGGACGGAAAUGUGUCUGGAAAACUGGGAAAACUCAGAUUCAACUUUAUGGCAAUGGAUCCUCAUAGGCUCUACUGCUGCUAUGUAUGUGGCGUGUGUCACCUUGACCGGCAUUCUAUACGCCUAUUUCGCAAGUUCCGGGUGCACUCUCAACCGGUUCUUUAUCUCAAUAAACCUGGCCCUUUGCAUCAUUAUCACUAUUAUGUGCAUACACCCUGCCAUUCAAGAGUCGAAUCCUCGUUCGGGCCUAGCUCAAUCCGGAAUGGUCGCUGCAUACUGUACCUAUCUUGUUGUCUCCGCCGUCAGCAAUCACGCACACCAAUCUUGCAAUCCGCUCAGCCGGACUGACAAGACGCGGACUACCACGGUUGUUCUUGGUGCAAUCUUCACAUUCUUGGCUAUUGCCUAUUCUACCAGUCGCGCGGCGACACAGAGCCGUGCAUUGGUGGGCAGGGGAAAGAAAGGCGGUGCAGUUCAACUUCCGGUCGAUAUCAGUGAGCCCUCAGAAAUGGAUGUAGUUAGCACUCAACCGGGAAGAACGGAGUCGCCGAGAUAUCAGGCUCUCCUCGCUGCCGUCGAGGCCGGAGCGAUCCCUGCAUCCGCUUUGAAUGAAGAGGAUGAGGAGGAUGAGGAUGAGGACUACGGAGAAGCGAAAGAUGAUGAACGUUCCGGCACGAGAUACAAUUAUUCCUGGUUUCAUGUCAUCUUCGCUAUCGGUGCAAUGUAUGUUGCUAUGCUGUUGACUGAUUGGAACGUGGUGUCCACGGAACAGGGUCCUGUUGACUCCGAGGAGGUUGUCCGCAUCGGCCGCUCGGAGACAGCGAUGUGGAUGCGCAUAGUGAGCAGCUGGGUAUGCAUGUUACUGUACAUGUGGAGCUUGCUUGCGCCUGUGUUGAUGCCAGAUAGGUUUGGAGAUAUGUGAGGUCCAGCUUGUUUAGUUCUUUAUACAGAUAACCAUCGAACUUUGGAUUAAUGAUGCGCCCCUUUUUAAUGUACUAUGGUGACCUUCUUGGUUAUAGUUUUACGCUUCGGUUUGGAUGUGUCUUUCCUAUCCACAAGACAUGUUCGUGAGCCUUUUGAUGUUCGCGAACCAGCUGCUUCAUUU
Suillus clintonianus is the source of this 1699-nucleotide messenger RNA. Its product is annotated as serine incorporator/TMS membrane protein. NCBI's taxonomy places the organism in Eukaryota, Fungi, Basidiomycota, Agaricomycetes, Boletales, Suillaceae. The record is from RefSeq and is a predicted model, not a curated record. Gene Ontology annotation, cellular component: membrane. The transcript is spliced from 9 exons. Bases 41 to 1516 code for a protein of 491 amino acids.